CCAGCUGUCAUCAUGACAUGACAUAUGUGUCAAUGAUCAGAGGCGGUCUUGUUUGUCUCUUCGUCGGUGAAUUUGAUUAUGAUAAUAAUAAUGUUGACGAUGAUUUCGUAGAAUUGCUUCAAUCGCUCCAUCUGGCUCCACCGCUACCGCUUGAACUGUAUCAACUCGCUCGUACACUACUAGCCCGUGAAUAAUAUUGAGACAAACGAACGAAGAAGAGGUAGGAAAAAAGAGAAGUGCACGAGAGAUUUAUUGCAUCACAUUGGUGAAGAAGUGUGAGAGUGGUUGUAAAAGAGAGGAUCAUCGAAAUUACAGCAAUGACAACCGCAAAGGAAGAGCUUGAACUGCUGGAACGUGUUUUCAUGAGAAUCGGUUCAACGGAAGAUGAUGCGCAACUGGAGAGAGAGCUGGGCAAGUUUCUGCCACCUGUUCUACUGAAGCUCUCUUCGGAGAAGGAUGGCGUUCGAAAGAAGGUCAUGGAGCUGCUGGUGCACGUGAACAGGCGGUUGAAGAGUAGGCCUUUAGUUCGACUGCCGUUCGAUGCGUUGCUCGCCCAAUAUCAGGAUCCGAUGGCAACAUCUUUCGUGAUCAAUUUCACGAUAAUCUAUCUGAAAUUGGGUUUCCCGCGGUUGACCAUCGAGGAACAGGUGGCUCUAGUGCCGGGCGUGCUGAUGUCGAUGGAGGGAAAACCCGAGACGCACCAGGAUGGGCUGAUGAUGCUGCUGGUGCCGUUGCUCGGGGAAGUCACUGUGCCGAUGGACGCGGCAAAGAGGAAGGCUUUUCUAGGUGUCAACAGUAAUUCGAAGAUUUUGCAGCAUUUUCUGACGCUCCUCCUCGACAUGCUCCUGCUGCCAUACGGGGUGUCGCCUGCUGAGGUGAAGGAACCGAACGGAGCGGAUUUCGCGUCUCCACCUGGAAUGAGCGUCGAUAGUUUCAGACGAGUGACGAACGGCUUCAAAUCGUUGAAGGCUGAGGAUCUGGAGAAGAUGAAGUUGGGUAUCGUCAAGUUCCUUUCGAGCGGAAUCUUCGAACCUGAGAGAAUUCUCAUCCAUAUGAUAGUUGGUGCUGCGGAUACUCGCUUCAGCGUCGCCAAUAUUGCAGACUCUGAGCUGAAGAGGAUCGUCGGGCUAAUUAAUUGGAACAACAAGAAUCUUUCUGGGAACCUGUACAUGCUGUUCCUAGGCACUUUCAAUCCGAUCAACGUGCCGCCGAACAGAAGGAAGACGGAGGCGAGCACCAGGAUCCGACUGAAGCUCCUCACCUACCUGGGCCGUUUCCAAGGUAAGGGAAUCGCUCUGCAGCUGGCCACGCGUGUCAUCCUCGACGCUCUGUUCGGCACGAACACGAACGCUCGUCUGAAGACGUUGGCGCUGAGUUUUGCCAUAACGAUCGUUCGGACGUGCGACAUCGACGACGUGCAGAAAUCGGCCGUCUGGUUGAAGUCGGUGCCGACGAAACUGAUCACCGAAGGCGAUAAGCAGCUUCUCGCCCAGUCCUUCGCCAUACUCGGUCUGCUGUGUCAGCGAUGCCCGGAGUCGUUUCGCAACGAUUUCCACGUGCUCAUGCUCAUUUUCGAGAAGUUGAGCGACGCCGACGCCGAUGCCAAUCUGAAGCUGCAGGUGAAGGAGGGCGCCCUCAACAUCGUGACCUCGAUGAGUCCGAGCACCUUCGAUCAGACGGACACACCGUUCGUGCUGCUCAAGACGUACGUGCAGUCCGCCGAGUCGAUGGUGCGUUACGUGGCCGUCAGAUGCCUCGCCUCGAUCUUUCCCGCAGAUCACGUGCCAUCCAGGCUGCAGCUUCUUCUCGCCACCGGAGACGCGAAGGACGACGUCUGCACCGAAGUGUAUCGAUCUCUGUAUGGGAACGGCGGCGGCGCCGACGACGGUGGCCUGAGGGGGCGCAACAGGGCCGAGGUCGAACGAUCGCUGCGAGGUUGGAGCGAGGCGGAUCGUCGUUCUCUGGUGGUGCCUGCAUUCAAGGAGAUGGUGCGCUACGUCUUCUCCGACGGUCAAGCGAUGCUUGAGCAGGGUCGUGCUCCUGCAGCGGUCUACGCAGAGACGCUCAUCUACAUGCGGUUCUGUCUGCUCAAGGAUCUGAUGGAGGUACCGAUUAGCUGCGGCGAGGUGUUGCGUCAUCCGUGCCCCACCACGCCGAUCAUCCGUGCUCACCUUCUGAGUAUCUACGAGCAGGAGUGCAAGACCGGCAACGGUGCACUUCAUCAGUACGCCGCGUUGGUACGACUCUUCAUGCUGAAGAUUGCAAAUACGGACACGCUGGGCUGCAUGAUCGAGCUGUUGGGUUGCGUUCCGCAGCUGCACGGCACUCUCUCCGCAGACCGCAAAUGGCUGAAGAACCUGAUGCUGACGAGCGGCAAGGAGGAGAUCCGCGAGUCCGCGGCCACGCUCUACGCCAUCCUGCUGCUCGGCAGUGAAGAAGAUGCGAGCGCAGUAUUGUCGUUCGAUGAGGAGGUAGAAAGCUUGCGCGAGCAGGCGCAGACGGGAAGGCAGCUGGAGGCGCAGAGCGGAGCCAUCUUCGCCGUCGGCUACUGCCUAGAAAGAAGGAUGCAAAAUGCGACGAAGAUGCAGGACGAAGCGUUAGUCCGUCUCCUGAUCGCAGCGCUCGAAACGUUCGUUCCGUUCUUGACCAACAACGUGAGCAACACCACUAGCGGCACCAUCACCCUGAACAAUGCCUGCUUGGCAAUCGGAUUGCUGGCCAAAGGCGGUCCGCUUCCAUUGAAAAACGACGACGAAAAGGAGGAUGUUACAGGAUCAUCGUCUUCCUCCUGCAGCAAAUUAACGUUGGUGAAGGCGCUUCUGGUGACGAUGAACAAUGCCAAGCUUGCGACCAAAUGCAGGGAGAGGGCGGCACGCACCCUGGGUCUGCUUGCAGUCGGCGAACGUAAUUUUCCGCACACCCGGCUCAUCAUCCAGGGCCUCCUGGACACGGUCAAAGAGACGAAAGACGUGGAGGUCCACUUUACGAUCGGCGAGUCGCUGGUGAUGUGCGUGCAGGGCGUCCGAUCGCCGGAGGCGCGGAACGCGUGGACGGUACUUCCUGCGGACCACGAACGCACGUCGAAUGUCCAGGGGGAUGUUCAGAUCGAGCUGGACGAGAUGCUCGAAUGGUUGCUCGGAGAGCUACUGAAUUUCGCGACCGGCACACACCCCAAUUCGAAGCAGUCAUCGAGCAUCUGGUUGCUCGCGCUGCUUCGCAAUUGCGUGGAUCGCGCACCUAUCGAAAGCAAAUUGCAGCAGCUGCAGCAGACGUUCAUGCAGCUCCUCGCCGAGAGUAACGAUGUGGUGCAGGACGUCGCCUCGAAAGGUCUCUGCCUCAUCUACGACCACUCCAAGUCCGAGGAUCUGCUGACCGCUCUGAUGGAUCAGCUGUCGGCGGGAAGGCGGCAGGUCGUGCAGGUGGAUGACAACACGAAGUUGUUCGAGGAAGGUCAACUUGGAAAGGCUCCAACCGGUGGUAACCUGUCCACGUACAAGGAGCUGUGCUCGCUCGCCUCCGACCUGAACAAACCGGAUAUGAUAUAUCAGUUCAUGCAGCUGGCCAAUCACAACGCGAUGUGGAAUUCGAAGAAGGGAGCCGCUUUCGGAUUCGCCAGCAUCGCCGAUCGCUGCGGCGAGCGACUGCAGAGCUACCUGCCCGGAAUCAUACCGAAAUUGUACAGAUACCAGUACGAUCCGUCGCCCAAUCUGCAGGCAUCGAUGCAGAACAUCUGGCGCACUCUGGUCUCUGAGCCGCAGAAGAUGCUGGACCUCUACCACAACGAGAUACUGGCAGAGCUGCUUGCGAACCUGACGUCACCGCAGUACAGGGUACGUCAGUCCUGCUGCCUGGCGUUGCAGGACUUUCUGAAGGGGGCCGGCAAUCGCAGCAUUCACGAUUCGGUGCACGCCAUGCACGAGCUGUGGUCAGGCCUGUUCCGAGUGAUGGACGAUCAUCACGAGCAGACGCGUCUCGCCGCUACAAGGACGGCGAGAGUUCUAAGCAAACUGUGCGUGCGAGGUGCAGAUUUGUCGCAAGGAAAGAACGGCGCGAAGAUGAUCGAGGCGAUAAUGCCGGUCCUUCUGUCCAGUGGUAUCACGAACAGCGUUCUCGAGAUACGCAUAGUCAGUUUGGAGACGACGUCCGAAUUGGUCGUUGCGGCCGGGGAGCAACUGAAACCGGUCCUGCCGCACCUAAUACCGGCCCUGCUGCUCGCCACCAGCGAACUAGAGUCGAGCCGCAUGUCGCAGCUGAGCGCGAUGCUCGGGGCGCAGAGUAACGCCCAGGAGGCCGUGGACACGUUGCGCGCCAGCAUGGCCAAAACUCAUGUGACCAUGGAAACGGUAACCAAGUGUUUGCGGUACGUGGACUGCUCGAUUCUGGAGGAGCUGGUGCCGAGGAUCGUCGAUCUGAUGAAGGGUAGCGUCGCGCUCGGCACGAAGGUCGUGUGCGCUCACUUCAUCACCCUGCUGACCGUGCAGACGGACGGUCAGAUACUGCAGCCGUACGCCGGACGAAUCCUCUCGACCCUCGUCAUGGGUCUGACCGAUCGUAACGCGCUCGUCCGAAAGAAUUACGCUUCGACGAUCGGUCACGUAGUGCGCGCCGCCAAAGACUCGAGCCUGCAGAAGCUCUUCGCCAAACUGAAGAUGUGGUACUUUGAGCGAGAGGAUGACGCGAUCCGUAACGCUUGCGCCCACACCAUACAAUCGGUGGGUGUGCACAAUCACGAGAUCUUCAAGGCGCACUCCGAGGUUCUGCUGCCUCUCGUAUUCUUCGCGAUGCACGCGGACCACGGCCAGUGUUGCUGGCAGGAGGUGUGGGACGAGCACGGACCCGGCACCGAAACGGCGAUACGACAGAACGUGGAAGCCAUCUGCGAGACUCUCACAGCCGCCCUCGACUCGCCGUCGUGGACGAUGAAGGCGCAAGCGGCGAACGCCAUCUCGACGGUCGCCGCGAAACUCGGAAAGAGCAUGGAGAAGCAGCACAUGAUCGCACUGAUGAACGUCCUCGUCGCCGGCCUCAAAGGACGCACCUGGUGCGGCAAGGAUAAACUGCUGAUGGCCGUCGCGACGAUCUGCAGCAAUUGCACCGAAGCGAUCAGAUCGGGGGAUGACGGUGGUUCCGAGUCCUCUGGCAUAGAUGUGAACGUCGUGGUCGACGCGGUUCUGAGGGAGGCGCGCAAAGAGGAGGUCGUUCACAAGAUCAAGGCACUGGAGGCGCUCGGAGAUGUGCUCGAAAGUCUGCAGGUGGACCGAUUCGAGGAGGUGUAUCGGAUCGCCGAGACGAUCAUGUCGGAGAGGGAAAGUGUAGGCAACGGCACCGAUGAGACGGGCGUCGGGUCGUCGUCGUCGGCGGCAAACGACGAGGAUGCGGCUGCCAGCAGGGAGAACAGGCUGAAGCUGCGCGAAGCGGUUUACGUGCUGCUCGGUAAAGCGUGGCCGAAAGGUGCCGCCGACACCCAGGACAAAUUCAGCGUAAUGUUUGCCGAACACUGCGCCACCUACCUGCCGCUCUCCACUCGAAACGUGCAGGUCUCCAUAGUCGCUUCGUUGCGCGACUACGCCGACAAACUGGUCAUCCUCGAACGCGACUCGCUCGACGCGGAGGAACGUCUCCGGCUGAACGCCAUCGUCGACAACAUGGUGACUGCGCUCGCCUACACUCUGACGAUCACCAAGUACACCAGACUCAAGAAGGAAACGCUGAACGUUCUGCAAGUGCUCGCCAAGAAGCUCAAAGAGAAAUUGCCUGAGAAUAGGAGGGAAUUCGAAAAAGUAACACAACUAUUUGCGGCGAACUUGGGCGAUCUCUCCCGAGACGGUCAACCCGAGAUCAAGUCCAGACUGACCGAUCUGAAGCUGCUCUUCAAGACCGAUUGAGGGAUACGAUGAAGGAUACGAUGUGUACGUGUCGUAUGAGAGGGUAUACUAAAAUUAAAUAAUAUUAAUAUUAAUCAAUGUGUAACAAGGGAGAUGUUUGUUAAGAGAUGUGCGAGUAUACACACACUUAGACAACCCCCAGUAAGCCUCGAUGUAUCGAUGUACAACAAUAUAUAUAUAUAUAUACAUAUAUUUAAAUAUUAAUGGGGACGUGGAUGUUCGUUCUUUUAUCUUUCUUUUGUAUUCUACAAUUUUACUAUUCAUGUACAACACACACCAUGUCGUAGCCAAUCUAAUCUCUUGUAAUAUCUGUGUUAGUAGCAUAGGCGAAUUCCAAACAUUACUUUUAUGUUUAUGAUUACGAUUGAUUGAUUGAUUCCCCCGUGUCUGGCUUAUAAAACGAAUGUAUUAUCGUAAAAUAAAUGUUUCCACCUCGUAUUCUUUCAAUUACA
Messenger RNA from Nicrophorus vespilloides, 6337 nucleotides. Its product is annotated as proteasome-associated protein ECM29 homolog. The coding region runs from base 318 to 5885 and encodes 1855 amino acids. The record is from RefSeq and is a predicted model, not a curated record. Gene Ontology annotation, cellular component: cytoplasm; nucleus. Gene Ontology annotation, biological process: proteasome assembly. The transcript is spliced from 16 exons. Lineage: Eukaryota; Metazoa; Arthropoda; Insecta; Coleoptera; Silphidae. Gene Ontology annotation, molecular function: molecular adaptor activity.